UCUCCAUAUAUAUAAUAUUACCUCCUUUCACUUUCUGCUAUACCAUUUUCACUCACCUUACCAUAUGAAUCAUCAAUCAUGGACUACCAUCAAACUUACAGUGCCUCUUCUUCCUCAUCUCACUCUAACCACCUUCAACCACGCGUGAAUUCACAACGCAGCCUCGCCUCAGUUCCUUCCCUUAACAACAACCACCACCACUCUUCCUCCGCCGUCUACCACCACUGCCUCACCACCCUCAAAGUCCAAGACUCAUCCUACCCUUCCUCUCUGACUCUCUCCGGAAAAUUUCUCUAUACCGGUUCCUCCGACCGAGAAAUCAGUUCCUGGAACCGCAGCUUUGAAGAUUCAGAUUCAAAUUCAACCACCAACAAGGUGGUUGCCGGAAAAGGAGCCGUAAAAUCCUUAGUGAUCCAAUCCGACACCCUUUUCAGUGCCCACCAGGACCACAAAAUCCGUGUCUGGAAAAUCAGCAACAGCCACCAAAAGCACACCCAUUUAGCCACUCUCCCCACGCUUGGCGACCGCGCCGCCAAGGUUCUCCACCCCAAGAAUCAAGUCCAGAUUAGGCGACACAAGAAAUGCACGUGGGUCCACCACGUGGACACUGUGUCCGCCCUGACCCUGUCCCAAGACGGAGCCUUGUUGUACUCCGUCUCGUGGGACAGGGCCAUCAAAAUCUGGCGGACUAGGGACUUCACCUGCCUGGAGUCCCUCACCAACGCGCACGACGACGCCAUCAAUGCAGUCGCGGUCUCCACCGACGGCCGCGUCUACAGCGGAUCAGCCGAUAAAACAAUCAAAGUGUGGGGGAAACUCCAGGGGGAGAAGAAACAUUCAUUGUUGGACACCAUGGAGAGACACAACUCCGGGGUCAAUGCGUUAGCCCUGAGUGGCGAUGAGUCGCUGUUGUAUUCCGGCGCGUGUGACAGGUCGGUGCUGGUGUGGGAGAAGGAGGGGGAGGAUGGUGGGAGAAUGGUGGUGGUGGGUGCGUUGAGGGGGCACACUAAUUCAAUUUUGUGCUUGGCUGUUGUGGCGGUUUUGGAUUUGGUUUGUAGCGGCUCUGCUGAUAAAACAAUUCGGAUUUGGAAAGGUAUUGGUCACAGGGAAUAUUCGUGUUUGGCUGUUUUAGAAGGACAUGCGGGUUCAAUCAAGUGUUUAAGUGCUGUGGUUGAUUUUGAUGAUGCGGCGGAUUCUGAAGCGUCUUUUCUUGUUUAUAGUGGCAGUUUGGACUGUGACGUUAAAGUUUGGCAGAUUUUUGUUCCUGCUAGCUAAAUCUGAGGAUAGUUCUUCAUUUUGUCUAAUUUAUUGAGCACGGUUUAAAGGGAGAUCGAUGAUGUUGGGCAUUUCUUUUUCUUGUCCCUGCCUUCCUUCUUGUCCUGCUACUGAUUUUUCGCCUCUUCAAGUUGAUUAGAAGUUGAGCUAGCUGCGAUGUCUGUACUAGACUACUAGUGCCUAGUGGUGGUGAUCUUUGUUGACUGAAAAGUUGUUAGUGUGUGGAAGUAAAUAUAGCUAAAUAUUUUUAAUAAGAAAUUUGAUGCCUCUACGUAAGGGUAUCUUUUUAAAAUGUAAAAUAUUAGAUUAGAGAUUAUUAUAAAUUAUAAAAUAUAAAAAGUUUCAUGUGGAUAACAAAAA
Messenger RNA from Lotus japonicus, 1635 nucleotides. RefSeq names its product protein JINGUBANG. The record is from RefSeq and is a predicted model, not a curated record. Gene Ontology annotation, molecular function: protein binding. Lineage: Eukaryota; Viridiplantae; Streptophyta; Magnoliopsida; Fabales; Fabaceae. The transcript has a single exon. The coding region runs from base 79 to 1275 and encodes 398 amino acids.